AGCCGGUCUGUAUUCAAUGGUCACUGACUGGGAGGGUUGAGGGGCAGUACUUGAUUUAGGAAGUGUUUAGUCCUCACGGAGCAAGGCUGAGGCGCAUUUUUUCUCCCCAAAGAGCUGGGCUAUUUGGGCCAGUCAGUCUGAAGUGGCAACCCAGACAGCGGGAGGCACUGCAUCGAGCGCACAUACACACAACCUGCGCUCUGUGCUUAAGUGGAUGCAUGCAACAGAUUUCUCUCCGGAUAACACAGAAGAUAUUGUGAGUGUGGUCACGUUUUCAAUAGAUUUCGUUGGGCACCUCUCGCGUUUUUCAGCACACAGGGUGACCAUUUCUGUGAAAAUGCUUUUGAAUCGAUAACUUUGGGCACAAAAAAGUAAUUUGAGCAUUUUUUUUUUCGAUUUGGGUUCACUGAACAUAAAAGAGAAGAACUGAGAACAUGGAUAUCAACAGGAAUGGUGCGUUUAUUUUUAUAAGAACAUUGAAACUUCUUGUGAUGAUGAUACUGAUACAACAUGUAACUGGCAAGACACUGAAGUACCAGGUUUACGAAGAACAAAGGAUUGGAACUGUUAUUGCACGACUAAAAGAGGAUGUAGCUGAUGUUUUGUCGAAACUUCCAAGCUCGGUGUCUUCGCGUUUCAAGGCAAUGCAAAGAGGGAGCACAUUACUGUCUGUGCGCGAACAAGACGGCGAGAUCAGCAUCAGGUCAAAAAUAGACAGAGAAAAACUGUGUGAGAAAAAUGUGAACUGUUCUAUCGAAUUCGAUGUGUUGACCCUGCCUACGGAACAUUUGCAGUUGUUCCACGUCGAGAUACAAAUACUUGACAUUAACGACAACGCUCCUCAAUUCUCGCGGUCAGUAAUUCCCAUAGAGAUUUCCGAAAGUGCGGCUGUAGGCGCACGGAUUCCCUUGGACAGCGCGACGGACCCUGAUGUCGGAGAUAACUCUCUUCACACAUACUCCCUGACCCCAGCAACGGACUUUUUCAUGAUUGAUAUCCUCACACGAACCGAUGGUGCCAAAUAUGCGGAGCUCGUUGUGCUUAGGGAAUUGGAUAGAGAGACACGGUCCAGCUAUGAACUUCAGUUAAUUGCAUCGGAUAAGGGCGUUCCCCCAAAAUCUGGUUCCACACUCCUUAAAAUCAACAUUGCCGACUCAAACGACAACAACCCUGUCUUUGAGAAGCCAUCUUAUGUGAUUAAUCUAUUGGAAAAUUCACCUAUAGGCUCCAUGAUAAUUGAUCUGAACGCCACAGACCCUGACGAGGGCACCAAUGGAAAAAUAGUCUACUCUUUUAGUACUCACGUGUCCACGAAAAUUCAAGAGACAUUCAAAAUAAACUCAGACAAUGGACAAUUGACUCUGAUUAAAAAGGUCGACUAUGAAACAACCAACUCUUUUGAUAUUGAUAUACAAGCACAAGACCUUGGCCCUAAUUCAAUGCCAGCGCACUGUAAGGUCAUCAUUAAAGUUGUAGAUGUGAAUGACAACAAGCCAGAGAUCAGCAUCAAUUUAAUGUCACCAGGAAACGAGGAAGUGGCAUACAUAUCUGAGGGCGCAGCUGUGGACACUUUUGUUGCCCUGGUGAGGGUGGAUGACAAGGACACAGGGCUCAAUGGAGAGGUGAUAUGCAGGCUUCAUGGACAAGGGCACUUCCGGCUCCAGAAGUCCUACGAGAAAAACUACAUGAUACUGACUGAUGUUGCUUUGGACAGGGAGAAGAGGUCAGAAUACAGCCUCACCGUGGUCGCCGAGGACCGAGGUUCACCCAGCCAGUCCACCAUCAAACACUUCACAGUGCAAGUGCUCGAUGACAAUGACAAUGCACCACGGUUCGAGAAGAGCCUUUACGAGGUCUUCAAGCCCGAGAACAACGCACCAGGUGCAUACCUCACCUCCGUGGUGGCCGUGGACCCUGACCAGGGUCUCAACAGCCAGGUGAGCUACACUAUCCUGGAGAGCAUGGUGGAUGUCAGCUCCAUCUCCACCUACGUGACCGUGGACCCAUCCAAUGGUGCCGUGUACGCGCUCCGCUCGUUUGACCGCGAGGACGUGAGUCGGGUAGUGUUCACCAUCCAGGCCCAGGACGCGGGCAGCCCACGGCUGAGCAGCAACGUCACCAUGGUGCUCACGCUCCUGGACGAGAACGACAACCCGCCGUUCAUCGUCUCGCCACAACUCUGGAACCACACGGCCGACGUGCCUGUCUCCCGCUACACGCCCGCCGGUCAGGUGCUGACCGCCAUCCAGGCCACAGACAAGGACGCCGGCGCCAACGGCGAGCUCACCUGCAUCAUUGUGGCCGGCAACGAGGCCGGCUACUUUGCCAUGGACAGCAAGACGUGUGAGAUCCGCACCAACGUCAGCGUGGAGCAGAUCCCGGCCGACCACAUGGAGGUCACGGCUCUCGUCCAGGACAAGGGGCCGGAGCCACUGACCGCCAGAGCUGUGCUCAAGUUCACCAUCUACGAGAACAUGGACAGCACCAUCCACACGCACACGGCCGACGGGGGGGAGGCCUCCCUGGACGUGUCCCUGAUCAUCAUCAUCUCUCUGGGCGCCAUCUGCGCCAUGCUCCUGGCCAUCAUGGUGGCCUUCGCAGUUCGCUGUGGACGGGAGAAGAAAGACACCCACUCCUACAACUGCCGAGUGGCCGAGUCCACAUACCAGCAUCACCCUAAGAAGCCUUCCAGGCAGAUCCACAAGGGCGAUAUCACGCUGGUGCCCACGGUCAACGGGACCCUGCCCAUUCGUGCACACCACCACUCGCCCGCGGGCUCGCCCCUGGCGGAGAGGGCGCAGAUGAGCAGCCGGCAGAGCCACCAUAGCCGCCAGUCACUCAAUAGCCUGGUUACAAUAUCGUCCAAUCACAUCCCAGAGAGCUUUGCCUUGGAGCUGGCCCAUGCUACUCCACCUGUGGAGCAAGUCUCACAGCUUCUGUCACUGCUCCAUCAGGGCCACUACCAACCAAGACCAAGUUUCCGAGGAAAUAAGUACUCAAGGAAUUACAGGUAUGGCCUCCAAGACAUGGAUAAGUUCAGCCUGAAGGACAGUGGGAGAGGGGACAGUGAUGCCGGGGACAGUGACUGUGACAUGGGUCGGGAGUCGCCGAUUGACCGGCUCCUCGGCGAAGGAUUCAGUGACCUCUUUCACAUGGAUGCCCAUCAGCGACUCCACCCAGCCAUGAGACUGUGCACUGAAGAAUGUCGCAUCCUGGGCCACUCUGACCAGUGCUGGAUGCCCUCCGUCCCCUCCCCAGCCUCCACCUCCUCCGACUACCGCACCAACAUGUACAUCCCAGGGGAGGAGGCCUCGCCACAGGCCCUGGUGGAGGAAGACCAACAGUCUGUGGACUCCUCUGGCGACCGCAAGAAGAGCUUCUCCACCUUUGGCAAGGAGUCGGAGGAGGAGUGCGGAGUAGGAGGCUCUCUCUUGUCCGAGAUGAACAGUGUGUUCCAGCGCCUCCUGCCGCCGUCCCUCGACACGUAUGGCGAGUGCAACGAGAUGGCCGAGCGUUCCGUCGCCUUGGAAACCCGACGGGGCUUCCUCCCUGGCAAGUCGUCGUCGUCAUCAUCAUCAUCAUCCUCGUCCAUGUACCCGCAGGGCGUCGCCGCCUGGGCUGCCAACACACACUUCCAGAACCCAAGCAACACGUCGGGCAAUCACAUAGCGACGCCAACUCACGGGCCAGCCAAUCACGUGACGGCUACCACCCAGACGCACCUCAAAUGGCUGCCGGCCAUGGAGGAGAUCCCAGAGAACUACGAGGAGGACGAGCUGGAGAGUGUACUCGGGCACCUAGCGAGCAAGCGCAGCGAGAGUCGCCAUGAGGUCACCAUGGACACAGGCGAGCUCGUGGCCGAAAUCAACAAACUCUUGGUCGACGUCCACCACAACUAGACUGCUCCCAAUCCAAAAACAAAACGAACCUAUUAAAAUGUGAAAUGGUCCCCCGUCAAAGUCUUUCUGAUUUCCCUCGCCCACUGUUUCAUUUGACCUGAGGGUGGAGAAAUCAGAGAGAAUAAUGCACUGUAUCAGACAUUCUGUGGCAUUGAUAUUGUGAAGGUGUGUUUAAGUGCUAGUUAUUUGGAAACGGCUUUGUUUCUCACACAUUUUUAUUUCUUUUGGUAUACAGUGUGCACAUUGUGAUUGUAACUACCUUUGUAUUUUAAGAAUACGUUUUUUUACACAAUAUUUAUAUAUGUAUGCUUGUAUAUAUUACAAAAAACAAACGGAUGUCUAUUUUUAUAUUUUUCUGCAUGUCAUCAAAAGAUACUGUAUGUUACUGUAUGUGUGUGAGUGAGUGUGUGUAUGCACACUGGGGCAUAUAUGUGUGUGUAUGUGUGCUUAUGGGAGUGUAUACAAACAAAAAUAUUUAUAAAUAAGUUUUGACAUUGUGUGAAUAUGAGUAUUACUCCAUAACAUGCUGAGAAACAGUGUUUGUAUUGAGAUGUGUUUUGUCUCUGUGUUGACACCACCUGUACUCUGACUUCUAGAGAAGAAAGUGGCAAAAUAAUUCAACCACACCAUAAACCUACUGGACGUUUUCUGUUUUCAUUUUAUUACAGUAACUAUUGUCCAAUUGUCAACAAAGAGCGAGAGUGUAAAAAAAUUCUUGAAAAAUAGAUACUGAGAUCUCUCGAACUGUACAUGCCUUCUUUUUCUGGCUAUUUAUUUGUUUGCCACAAUACAAUCCUUGUGCCUCCUA
Alosa alosa (allis shad) is the source of this 4707-nucleotide messenger RNA. It is a transcript of the gene pcdh18a, whose product is annotated as protocadherin 18a. The record is from RefSeq and is a predicted model, not a curated record. Bases 435 to 3899 code for a protein of 1154 amino acids. Gene Ontology annotation, biological process: homophilic cell-cell adhesion. Lineage: Eukaryota; Metazoa; Chordata; Actinopteri; Clupeiformes; Clupeidae. Gene Ontology annotation, cellular component: plasma membrane. The transcript has 4 exons. Gene Ontology annotation, molecular function: calcium ion binding.